Molecule: messenger RNA, 1074 nt
Organism: Plasmodium yoelii
Lineage: Eukaryota; Apicomplexa; Aconoidasida; Haemosporida; Plasmodiidae
Product: pre-mRNA-splicing factor 38A, putative
Exons: 2
Coding region: 1-1074 (357 amino acids)
Cellular component (GO): precatalytic spliceosome
Source: RefSeq, a predicted model, not a curated record
AUGGCAAAUCGUACUGAUGUUAAUAUUAUUAAAUCAUUUGGAUCAAACCCCCAAUUCUUAAUUUCAAAUAUUAUAAGAAAUAAAAUAUAUGACAGUCCAUAUUGGAAGGAGAAGUGCUUUGCAUUGACCUCAGAGUCAAUAAUCGACCAAGCAGUGAACUUAAAAUAUGUUGGUGGGACAUAUGGAGGGAAUAGAAAACCAACACGCUUUCUUUGUUUAGUUUUAAAAUUACUACAAUUACAACCUGAUAAAGAUAUUAUAUAUGAAUUUAUAAAAAAUGAAGAAUUUAUUUAUUUAAGAGCUUUAGGUAUAUUUUAUUUGAGGUUAAUAGGUAAAGGUAUAGAUAUAUAUAAAAAUAUAGAACCAAUAUUAUUUGACUAUAGAAAAAUAAGAAUAAGAUUACAAGAUGGGUCAUUUCAGAAAAUAUAUAUGGAUGUAUUUGCUGAUAAUUGUUUAGUUUUUAGUAAUUUUUUAGAUGUUGAUUUUCCACCUUUAACUAAAAGGGUUGUAUUAGAAGAAAAUCAUUUAUUAGAGAAAAUUAAUUUAGAUUAUUAUAAGGAACUAUUAGAUAUACCUUCGGAAAAUGAAAUUUUUGUAAAUACCAAAAAAACAAAAAGCGAAAAACUUUAUGAAAACAACAAUGACAAUUAUACUAGUCAAAGUUCAGAACGAUAUUAUUCUAAGCGAAAAAAAAUACAUAGAGAAGAUAAAAAAGAGUUUGAAAAAAAAAAAAAAAAAAGACGAACAAAUUAUUCUGACAAAAGUUAUUAUAAAAAAAAAUCAUAUUCAUCUAGCGAUGAGUACUCUAGAAGUUCUAGAUCAAAAUCAUAUGAAUAUGAAAAAAAUCGAAAAAAAAAAAAAAAAAAAAAAUAUAAUGAAGAUAGUGAUUAUAAAGAAAAAAAACAUGAAAAGAAAAAAAAAAGUAGUAAAAAAAAUAAUGAAAAAGAGAGGAAACAUAAAUAUGAAAAAAGUAAAAAUAAUUUAUCUGAUAUUCCAGAAAAAAAUAACGAAGAAAUGUCUGUUGAACGAUGGAAUAAAAUAAGAGAAGAACUUGGAAUGAAGCCCCUUAAAUAG